This is a messenger RNA of Trichobilharzia szidati, 983 nucleotides long. NCBI's taxonomy places the organism in Eukaryota, Metazoa, Platyhelminthes, Trematoda, Strigeidida, Schistosomatidae. The record is from the annotation of a GenBank genome assembly.
UGUGGCAUUUUGAACUGAUGCAUUUCUGUGUAAAUUUGUAUUGUUGGAACUCAACCUGUCAGUCAGUCAGUCGCUAUAAGCUUAUGUCAUAGUUAUGAUAAGCUUGUUUACAUUUGUUGUCGUUAUCUGAAACGUAUGUCUCCUUUUUUUCUCUCAAGAUUUUAGGUGCUUUUUUGACUUUUUCACACUCAGUCAUACACAUAUGUCACCAAAAAGGGUUAAAAAGAGUGAAUUAAGAACUGAACACUUGCUCAGAUUAGCGUCAAAAUGCGAUUUGCCAGUUAUUGCACAGCUGGUGAAUUAUCUGCGUCAAAAAAUGGUAGAUUUUGGCUUUAUAGAAGACAAGCGGCAUUUGAGAGAUUCCAUGGAUGUUGACUGGUUGGAUGAUAAGACGCUCCAAUUGAAGUUAGACUUCGAGGACGCCUAUCACAUAUGGUCAGUGAGGGGAACAGAAGCCUCCUCUGAAAGAUACCAAAAUCUUCAUCGAAAAUUAUUGGAGCGGUACAGUCACCUACACAGUAAAUGGGAGGAGAAGAUAAAACUGUGUAAUCAUUCUGAAAUUUCGGCAGUGAAGAGUAAAUUGAGUGAGGAUAAUAAAGCAGCCUACAAGGAAUUAUUGCAAAAAUUGAAGGAUGAUGACAGCUGCGAUCCUGCAUCAUCCUGCAAUGCUUCGUCAUCAUCCACCUCUCAUGCACACCAGCAAACCGGACGUACUCUUCCUCGUAUAAGCUGCUAUAUCCCCUAUAAAUAGAUGCCCUAUCGAUGCGUAAAACAUACCGAAGGACUAGUUGCUGAUGAUUAUAAUAGUGGUGAACAACAUGUAUGACUGCUAUUCAUCUCAUCUCAUCUCAUCACUAUUCUCCAUUCCUUUAUGUAUAUAACUGUGUUGGUUACUUUUGUUUUGUUCUCAGAUUACUAUGUAUUCCUGUAUAGUACUAUUUUUUAAAGAAAACAGUUAAUAAAGACAAAUUUCUCUGUGUGCA